Messenger RNA from Acipenser ruthenus (sterlet), 4630 nucleotides. Its product is annotated as low-density lipoprotein receptor-related protein 12-like. Lineage: Eukaryota; Metazoa; Chordata; Actinopteri; Acipenseriformes; Acipenseridae. The coding region runs from base 1055 to 3637 and encodes 860 amino acids. Gene Ontology annotation, cellular component: plasma membrane. Gene Ontology annotation, molecular function: protein binding; low-density lipoprotein particle receptor activity. The transcript is spliced from 7 exons. The record is from RefSeq and is a predicted model, not a curated record.
GAACACAAACCAAAAUGUCUGUGCGGGAGCUGCUGUGACGUACGCCUAUCUGGCGAACUUUCACCCUCAGUGAAAGAGAGAGACAAAAAGAGAGAGAAAGACAGAGGGAGCUGUUGGGACCCGGCUGUAACAACAUAUACAGCCAUAGUUUUAGUUUCAGCUGUUCAGGGCCUGAGCAAUAUAAGAUUACAUUUUAGUCUGGAAAUAAAAAGUAGAACGCAGUAACACAAUGAUUUAUUUACGAGCACUCAGUGAGUGAAAAGUAGACUCGGUUACGGUGUAACUACGAUAUUUUUAAUUUAAUGGGGAGGUUUCCUUGUUCGUAUUAUUGUUGCUUAAUCAAUGGCAACGCUACUUGGAUAGUAACCGAGACUGUAGGCGUAAAUACAUUGGGAAAUAAAAAUAAAAAGACGGGACUAUUUGCAAAGGCUUGGUUUUAAGCGUCUAAUGUAACCUGUUUUUUAUUUUGUAGCAACCACGUUUAAAUGUAAUGCGUUAAAUUGUUUUUCCAAACGAAAGAUGAGGAUGGUGAUGUGGACUUCUUUUGUCUUCACUGUCCUGGAUAUGCGAAAAUGAAUGACGGGACAGUGUCGGUAAAGCUUUUUUUGCUAUUUUUAACGUGUUUUAUUAUUAUUUCAGUCCUGGUAACUACUGCAUUUUUUUAGUAUAACAUAGAGGUAGUUUUGGAAGAUUAACACCUAAAGAGAACUGUAAACUUUUUUUUUUGUAUUUAUUUAUUUAUAUUCUUUUAAGUAUAGUUUACGGUACAUACAAGGGACUUUUUAUGUUUGGUGCUGGAGAUUCCUAACAAAAGUGAAACUGGCCGUGACCGCAUUAGGUGUGUGAAAUAGCGCUUGAUCGACAUCGAUACGAUAGAAUAGAAUCCAUUGUUAUAAGUUUUUUUUUAGCCCAGAUCCUUGUUUGACGGUUUGGUAUUAAUUUGAGUAAUACAACUUAGUUAUAGAACUACAGACCAUUUUUUUUCAUUCAAAAGAAAUCUAAACAAUUCUGUAUUAAAUAGCUGUGAUCCACAAGUCUUUAUCCAUCUGUUGCUAUGGCCCUCGGUUUGGUCUCAAAUAAAUGUGCUCUCUUGGUUGGGAAAUAUGUCCACUUCCUCAUCGGUUUCAGCCUUUUGGGAAAUGUGGUUCAAGCGGAGCACAAUGAAAAUGUGUAUGUUUCAGGGAUUUCCAGUGCUUGUGGAGAUGUUCCAGAGCAAAUCAGGGCACAGAGUGGAAUCAUCACCAGCCCUGGGUGGCCAUUUGAAUAUCCAGAUAGAAUCAACUGCAGUUGGUAUAUUAGAACCAACCCGGGUGAAAUCAUAACUAUCAGUUUUCAGGAUUUUGAAAUCCAGAGCGCUCACAGAUGUAGCUCUGAUUGGAUCUCUAUUGGAACAUACAAAAACCUUGAUGGCUAUCGGGCUUGUGGCUCCUCAAUUCCAGCACCUUACAUAUCUUCCCAGGACCAUGUGUGGAUCAAGUUUCAUUCAGAUGCUAGUGAGACUGGCAAAGGCUUUAGGCUUUCUUACAUAACAGGAAAACCUCAGGAGCCCAGCUGUGACUGGGAUCAGUUUCACUGUGCAAAUGGGAAAUGCAUCCCUGAGACUUGGAAGUGCAACACAAUGGAUGAAUGUGGAGACAACUCAGAUGAAGAGCUAUGUUUGCAGUCCAGCCCCACCGCUGCCUACUUUUUUGAGCCUUGUGCAUUUAACCAGUUCCAGUGUCUUUCACGCUACACCAGAGUUUACACUUGCCUUCCAGAAUCCCUUAAGUGUGAUGGCAACAUUGACUGCCAGGAUUUGGGAGAUGAGAUUGACUGUGAUGUUCCAACAUGUGGGGAGUGGCUCAGAAACUUCUACGGUACCUUCAGCUCUCCCAAUUAUCCUGACUUCUACCCACCUGGGAGCAACUGCACCUGGAUUAUCGACACAGGUGAUCAGCGUAAGGUUAUUUUGCGCUUUACGGAUUUCAAGCUUGACGGUACAGGCUACGGGGACUAUGUUAAAGUGUAUGAUGGUCUGGAAGAGCAUCCCCAUAAGCUUCUGCGUGUCCUGACGGCAUUUGACUCUCGGGCACCGGUUACAGUUGUGUCAUCCUCUGGGCAAAUCCGGAUUCACUUCUAUGUGGAUAAGAUCAAUGCAGCUCGUGGGUUUAAUGCUACUUACCAGGUGGAAGGUUUUUGCUUGCCAUGGGAGAUCCCAUGCGGGGGCAACUGGGGCUGUUACACAGAGCAGCAGCGCUGUGACGGCUACUGGCACUGUCCCAAUGGCAGGGAUGAGGUGAACUGCAGCACAUGCCAAAAGGAUGAGUUCCCAUGCACCAGGAACGGGAUCUGCUACCUCCGCUCAGACCGCUGCAACUACCAAAACCGCUGUCCCAAUGGCUCUGAUGAGAAGAACUGCUUCUUCUGCCAGCCAGGCAACUUCCACUGCAAAAACAACCGGUGCGUGUUCGAGAGCUGGGUCUGCGACUCUCAGGAUGACUGUGGAGACGGCAGCGAUGAGGAGAACUGCCCAGUGAUUGUCCCAACCCGGGUGAUCACCGCAGCUGUUAUUGGGAGUCUCGUCUGUGGUCUGCUCCUUGUUAUAGCACUCGGGUGCACGUGCAAACUUUAUUCGCUGAGGAUGUUUGAGCGAAGGUCAUUCGAAACCCAGCUGUCAAGGGUUGAAGCAGAGCUGCUAAGAAGGGAGGCACCCCCCUCCUACGGCCAACUGAUUGCACAAGGUUUGAUCCCGCCAGUGGAAGAUUUCCCAGUGUGCUCAGCAAGCCAGGCAUCAGUGUUGGAAAACCUCAGACUAGCAGUACGUUCCCAGCUUGGAUUUACUUCAAUCAGACUUCCAAUGUCUGGGAGAAGCAGGAACAUUUGGAGACGCCUCUUCAAUUUCACAGGGUCUCAACGCACUGGUUCCCUGGCUUUAGUCUCUGGUGAUGCAGAGGAUGGCACUGCUGAAAACUGCACAGCCAGAGAGCCUGAAAGGACUGGUGCACACACAAGUCUUCAUCCCUUUGAUUCUGAUGACACUGACGCAGAGAGUGAGAGGCGGGAUGUCCCAGUUGCAUUCGGUGGAGUCUCUGCUUUGCUACCUCAAAAGACCCCACCAACGACCGCAGUGGAGGUUACAGUAGCACCGUCCCGAAGUGCAACAGCUCAGCAGCCAAGCAGGAACAACACAGGAAAUGCAAGAGAAGUUGGAACUGUCGAACCACCCACUGUCGGCCCAGGUAGACAGCAACUAACCAAUGCAUUCAGUCGUGUGACUCAAAGUCUUCGACGGGUAAGCUUCUCUCUCAGAAGAUCCUGUUCAACAAACCCGAACCAAAGCCCUUUACGGCAGCUUGAUCAUGGGAACGGUGGAAGAGAUGAAGACGACGACGUGGAACUGUUGAUUCCUGUUUCUGAUGCAGCCUCAGACAUUGACUUGAACGACUGUGCUAGGCCUUUACUCGAACUUGCCUCAGAACAACAUGGGCAAGGGCCUAUCCACCCUCAUCCUGCAACAUUACACAGAACAAGGCCACCUAGCAGGGAUGGACCUUGUGAACACUGUGGCAUGGUUCAUACUGCUCAGAUACCUGAUGCAUGCUUGGAAGCAAUUGGAAAAAGUGAAACAAGUGAUGAUGAGGCAUUGCUGCUUUGUUAGGUACUAUAUUUAUUAUAGGUACGGUACAAUUUUAGGCAUCUGUUGAAGCUUAAUUUUAUUUUUUUUCUCAGCUUUUAAGAUAAUGUUCAAAACAACAGCUAUGCAGAAGCUGCAUGCAGUUUAAAAUACAGCCCAAGUGCUCCCCAGAAGUGGAUAUUUUAAGUGAAUUUUAUUUUAAGAAAAAGUUCUCUUUUAAAACAAUAUAAAUGUUACCCUGCCAGAUGUCCUCUUACUGAAUGGAGUGGUGGAAUUAGAUCUUUUGAAGACUGCACUUCUGAAUAUUUUUAUACAUAGCAAAAACUUAAAUGCAACCACAGCUCAUGCAGUUAAUCCUAUAUAUUUUAGAAAAGGCAUAAAUAAGAACCCAAGAGGUCACACACUGACAUUUAAAAUAACCUGGGGUCUAAACUAUGGUUAAAAGCGGAAACAUUGUGUUUCCUAAUCUUCAUAAUUAAUGGAUUUAUUAUAUUAAUAUGGCUUCAGGCAUUUCUUAAAAUACACCAUCUAUCCUUAAAGGGGAAUGUACAAACAAGGACACUGGCUUACCAUUUAAUGGUACUAUAUUUAAGGAGAUUGAGAUCUGUGAUUACACCCCCACCCCACGUUGGUAUUCGGCUACUUAUAAAAGCUUUUUGAUUUUAAUUAGUAAGGUUAAAGUAUUCAAUUGGACAGAGUGGAAAGGAAUGGUUUGCAAACUCUAAUGUCUAAUCCUGUUAAUGUUAUUUAUGACUUCAUUUUUUUUUUUUUUGUAAAUUAAAUGUUUUGGUACUGAACAUGUGAUUGUAUAUGUAUUUAUUUGUCAUUUGAGAAGCAUGCUGCAAAUUGUCUUGUGCAUUUGUUAUGUGAUAUGCUGUCAUUAAAAAGUAACUUUACUGGAUAUGACAAACAAAAAAACGCUUCUGCUGUUUCCUUAUCAGGGUAUCAAUACUUUUGAAUUAGCAUUUUUGGAGUUUUGCAAAAACAAUUGCUUAAAUAAAUAAUUGUAGACAUCUA